Molecule: messenger RNA, 2549 nt
Organism: Passer montanus (Eurasian tree sparrow)
Lineage: Eukaryota; Metazoa; Chordata; Aves; Passeriformes; Passeridae
Product: cyclic AMP-dependent transcription factor ATF-7
Exons: 12
Coding region: 116-1561 (481 amino acids)
Biological process (GO): regulation of transcription by RNA polymerase II
Molecular function (GO): cAMP response element binding; DNA-binding transcription factor activity, RNA polymerase II-specific
Source: RefSeq, a predicted model, not a curated record
ACCUCCCCGCGGGUCUCGCGAGAGCCUGGCGCGCGGGGCCGGGGGGGCGGCGGGAGCCCCAGCGCGAGCGGCGCCAGCGCGAGGAGCCGGCCCGGCUCCCUCAGGCUGCUGCAGGAUGGGUGACGACAGGCCCUUCGUGUGCGGCGCGCCGGGCUGCGGACAGAGGUUCACAAACGAGGACCACCUGGCGGUUCAUAAACACAAGCACGAGAUGACAUUGAAAUUCGGCCCCGCUCGCACCGACUCCGUCAUCAUCGCAGAUCAGACCCCGACCCCGACGCGGUUCCUGAAGAACUGUGAGGAGGUGGGACUCUUCAACGAGCUGGCCAGCUCCUUCGAGCACGAGUUCAAGAAAGCUGCUGAGGAUGAUGAGAAAAAGGGCUCGGGGGCCCUGGACAUGUCCCUGCCCUCCACGCCGGAGAUGAAGAUCAAGGAGGAGGAGCCGCUGGAGGUGGACUCGUCCCCCCCGGACAGCCCCGCGUCCCGGCCCCGCUCGCCCCCGCGCCACGACAAGGAGGGCCCCUCCAAGCCCGUGAUCCUCUCCACGCCCACGCCCACCAUCGUGCGGCCGGGCUCGCUGCCGCUGCACCUGGGCUACGACCCCCUGCACCCCACGCUGCCGUCCCCCACCUCCGUCAUCACCCAGGCCCCCCCCUCCAACAGACAGCUGGGGUCUCCCAGCGGCUCCCUCCCGCUCGUCGUGCAGCUCGCCAACGGCCAGACCAUGCCCGUGCUGCCCGGGCCCCCCGUGCAGAUGCCUUCUGUCAUCUCGCUGGCCCGGCCCGUGGCCAUGGUGCCCAACAUCCCUGGCAUUCCCGGGCCCCCCAUCAACAGCAGCGGGUCCCUCUCGCCCUCAGGCCUCCCGGUGCACUCCGAAGCCAAAAUGAGGCUGAAGGCCAGCCUGGCAGCGUCGUCCUCGCUGAACGGCAGCAGCCUGGUGGUGGGCUCGGCCAGCACCAUGGUGACGGCGCGGCCAGAGCAGAGCCAGGUGCUGGGCCAGCACCCCGACGCCCCCUCCCCAGCCCAGCCACAGGUGUCCCCUGCCCAGCCCACGCCCAGCACGGGCGGGCGGCGGCGGCGGGCGGCCGACGAGGACCCGGACGAGCGGCGGCAGCGCUUCCUGGAGCGGAACCGCGCGGCCGCCUCGCGCUGCCGGCAGAAGCGCAAGCUCUGGGUGUCCUCCCUGGAGAAGAAGGCCGAGGAGCUCACCAGCCAGAACAUCCAGCUGAGCAACGAGGUGACGCUGCUCAGGAACGAGGUGGCUCAGCUGAAGCAGCUGCUGCUGGCCCACAAGGACUGUCCCGUCACCGCCCUGCAGAAGAAGACCCAGGGCUACCUGGAGAGCCCCAAGGAGAGCUCGGAGCCCACGGGCUCGCCCGCGCCCGUCAUCCAGCACAGCUCGGCCUCGGCCGCGCCCAACGGGCUCAGCGCCGCGCGCUCGGCCGCCGAGGCCGUGGCCACCUCGGUGCUGGCGCAGAUGGCCGGGCAAAGGACAGAGCUGGCCGUGCCCGUGGCCUCGCACGUCAUCAUGGCCCCACAGUCGCAGUCUGCCGGCAGAUGAUGGCCCCGGGCCACGGACUGAGCGCGGCCCCGGGCCGCGGGACCUUCCCUUUCCUUUCGGGGUUUUAUCCCUUCUGUUCUGUUCUGUUCUGAGGUAAGGGCAGCUCUGCCGCUUUCCCCCGGCGCAGCCCCCGCGAAGGGCGGGCUCCGGGGCUCCGUGGCCAACACUAAACUGCGGGCGAGCCCCAGGCGCUGUCCCCGUGCCCCAGGCAGGGGGCUGUGACACUCCGUGCUGGCCCCGUGCCCCGGGCAGGGGGCUGUGACACUCCGUGCUGGCCCCGGGCAGGGGGCUGUGACACUCUGUGCUGGCCCCGUGCCCCGGGCAGGGGGCUGUGACACUCCGUGCUGGCCCCGUGCCCCGGGCAGGGGGCUGUGACACUCCGUGCUGGCCCCGUGCUGCUCCCGGGCUUGUCCCCACUCCCCACAUCGUUGCACCUUCCCCAGGAGCCUCCCGGAGCUCUGAGCUGACGGGCGUGCAGGGCUCCUCUCUGCCCCAGCCGUGGAUUUUGGGAAGCAGCACUGCUCUGGGUUGAGCCCAGCGGCUGGGGCUGGGGACAGGGACGGGCUGGCAGGGCUGCUCCCGCGUUCCCAGGAAACGGGGCUCGGGUGCCGCCGGGACUGGGGCGCGGGAGGGCCCAGCUGGCAGUGACAGAGCAGCCCCAGCCCCCAGCCCACAUCAGCUCCCGCUCACGGACCUCGGUGACCUCAGCAGUGGUGGCCUUAAAUCAUGGAUUGUGGGGAGGGAACGGGAGCGGGGCCGGGGCGGUGACAGAGCCGCCGGAGCGGCUUCCAGCCGGAGCAGACAAAGGAUCCCCGAGCCUGGGCAGGGCCAGAUCCCACCCUGCGCGCUGAGGAACUGGAGGGGUCCCCUGUCCUGCUGGGUGCACACCGGGCUCUGUGCCCUGUGUCCCUGCCUGGCUCCAGAGCUUCCCCAGGCACUGCUGCCAGAGCUGGGAAUGGGGAAUGGGGAGUGGGGAAUGGGGAGUGGG